AUGUUAAAAAUAGCAAAACGGAAUAUAUAUUAUUCUUGUGAUAAGAAGAAAUAUUUUACAAAUAGAUUAUAUAAAAAGGUUUGCAGUAAAUGUUUAAGUUUAAAUAUAAAUAAUUUAAAUAAUUGUGUGUAUUGUAAUAAUAUAUUGAAUGAUAAUGAUAUACGUUUAAUAAAAAAUACAAUUUUUACCGAUAUUAUAAACGUUCGAAAAGAUUGGAAAGGUAUAAAUGAAAAUAUAUUUAAGAGUAAUAAAAAUUUAUGUUUGUUAAAUAAUGUUGAAAUUGAUGAUAGAUAUAUUCAUCUUAGAAAUGGGUUAAUUAUAAAUAAGAAUAAAAAAUUAUAUGUGUAUUAUAAUUGUUACGACUAUAUUAUAUUAAAUAAUCCUUAUAGUAAUUCAUGUCUUAAUUUGAUUGUUUUAUUUAAAGGUAUUAUUUAUGAUAUGAAAAAUUUGAAACGAAAAAAUAUUGGUUGUUUAUUACACAUGUAUAAUUAUAUAUAUUUUAUUAUUGAUAUCCUUUUAUAUUUUCUAGUGAUUAGUAAAGGAAAGUAUAUGCAUUAUAAAUAUAUGUAUAAGAAAAAUAUUGGAGACGAUAAGGAUUAUAAUGAAGAAGCAUUAGAAAUUUUGUAUGAAUUAAAUAAAAUAAUUAAGGAGAAGAAGAAAAAUAUAAGUGUACCUUUCGUAAAUAAGGAAAAGGAAAAUUUAUAUAAUAAUAAUAAUAAUAAUAUAAAUGAAAAGAAUAAAAAAGAGGUAGAUAAUAUAUAUGAGAGCAAAAAAGAUUUGCAGAAUAUAAAUGAAAAAAAUAUUAUUGAAAUAUUAAAUGAGAAUUAUGAAGAUAUGUAUAAAGAUAUAUUAAAUAAUAUAAAGAAACCUAUAUUAAAUAAUUUUUUUAAUAAAUUACAAGAUGCAAAUAUACAGAAAAAAAUAAAAGCUAUGAAAAAACAUUUAUAUAUAGGUUGUUCAUAUCCUUCCCCUUUAAAUCAUUUUUCUAUACAAGUAUUAUUUCCACCUUUUUCAAAUUAUAAUUUUUUUCUGUUUCCAUUUUAUUAUUCUAUAGAAAAAAUUCUUCAUGAUUUGUAUAUAUAUGGUCAUGUUAAGAAUUAUAAUCAUUCGGAAAUUAUAAAAAAUAUAUAUAACGACAAAUUAAUGAAGGAUGUGAAAGAAAGUGACAUGUUAACACGAACAAUUUUGCAGUAUGAAUAG
Plasmodium reichenowi is the source of this 1200-nucleotide messenger RNA. RefSeq lists its product as hypothetical. The transcript has a single exon. The record is from RefSeq and is a predicted model, not a curated record. Bases 1 to 1200 code for a protein of 399 amino acids. NCBI's taxonomy places the organism in Eukaryota, Apicomplexa, Aconoidasida, Haemosporida, Plasmodiidae.